Molecule: messenger RNA, 1060 nt
Organism: Spodoptera litura
Lineage: Eukaryota; Metazoa; Arthropoda; Insecta; Lepidoptera; Noctuidae
Product: putative U3 small nucleolar RNA-associated protein 11
Biological process (GO): rRNA processing
Cellular component (GO): nucleolus; small-subunit processome
Source: RefSeq, a predicted model, not a curated record
AGCUGACAUAGUUGGACAGUCUCAUAAUCUCAUUUCUAUUUUCUUGAUGUCAACUGUCAAGAACACGUGCACAGUACCUGUUAUUCAGUUAUUCUGUACCUCCAACAAACGAAAUAACGGAUUUUGUUUAAUUAAUUAAGCAAGAGACUGCUUAUAGACCAUGUCUUCGUGGAAGAAGGCCGCUAAGGCUAACCAGAAGACUCACAAGGAGCGUCAUCAGCCAGAAUCUAGAAAACAUUUAGGUUUACUUGAGAAGAAGAAAGAUUAUAAGAAACGAGCUGAUGAUUACCAUGAAAAGGGCGAAACUCUUAAACUUUUAAGGAAAAGGACAUUAGACAAAAAUCCUGAUGAGUUCUACUUUCAUAUGAUCAAUUCUAGAGUGAAAAAUGGGGAGCAUCAUGAAGUUGAGAAAGAAGAUGAGCACAGCAAAGAGCAGGUGAAGUUGAUGCAGACUCAGGAUCUCAAGUACAUCAAUAUGAAGAGAACCAUUGAGAGCCGCAGGAUUAACAGGCUACAGGCUCAGCUUCACAUGUCAGAUGUAGCAGAAGUGACUCCAAACACACACACAUUCUUUGUAGAAGAGGGAGAAGAGAAGAAGUUUGACCUUGCAAAGAGACUGGACACACAUCCUGCUCUAUUGGGCAGGAAAUCUAAUAGGCCUCGGCUGUCUGACUUGGAUAAAAUUACUCUGCCGGAUAUUAGUGAUGAGACCCUAGAAUCAAUGAAGAAGAAAAAACAGAAGAUUUACAGUGAGCUAUCAAAGAGGAUAGAGAGGGAGAAGGAGUUGACAGUAAUACAGCAGAAGAUGGAGUUGAAGCGUCAUCUACAGGAUGUUAAGAUUAUGAAACCGAGGAGGUUAAAACCUGGUACUAAGAGUACAGCCCCAGUGUAUCAGUUCCAGUAUAUGAGGAAGAAGUGACAUAGUGAAGUGUGUUCUAGGAUUGAAUGUGUAAGGUAUAAUAUUCUUCUGCACUUUGAAAUGCAUACAGAAACUCUAAAUAAAAGUUAUGAUCAUCAAAACAAUGUGUAUUUAAAGAAAUAAAGUGAAGGUCCUGUUACA